UAGCCGAGACCUCAUUGAUGCACCCAUUCCAGUGGUGUAACGGGUGUUUCUGUGGCCUGGGACUGGUUAGCACCAACAAGUCCUGCUCGAUGCCACCCAUCAGUUUCCAAGACCUUCCCCUCAACAUCUACAUGGUCAUCUUUGGCACAGGCAUUUUUGUCUUCAUGCUCAGCCUUAUCUUCUGCUGCUACUUUAUCAGUAAACUCCGGAACCAGGCUCAGAGUGAACGAUAUGGAUACAAGGAGGUGGUGCUUAAAGGGGAUGCCAAGAAGUUACAAUUAUAUGGGCAGACCUGUGCAGUCUGUCUGGAAGACUUCAGGGGGAAGGACGAGCUAGGUGUGCUCCCGUGCCAACAUGCCUUUCACCGCAAGUGUCUAGUGAAAUGGCUGGAAGUGCGCUGUGUCUGCCCCAUGUGUAACAAGCCCAUUGCUGGUCCCUCAGAGGCCACACAGAGCAUUGGGAUUCUACUGGACGAGCUGGUGUGAGGGCAGCUUCCACACCGAGACCUGGAGAAGACCUCUUGCCUCAUGGGUGCCUGGUCCCUCUGCACA
This is a messenger RNA of Carlito syrichta (Philippine tarsier), 551 nucleotides long. It is a transcript of the gene RNF122, whose product is annotated as ring finger protein 122. The transcript has 6 exons. Lineage: Eukaryota; Metazoa; Chordata; Mammalia; Primates; Tarsiidae. Bases 18 to 485 code for a protein of 155 amino acids. The record is from RefSeq and is a predicted model, not a curated record.